AUGUCAGCCACGUUCGUCAAGAAAAAAUUACGUGUAUGGAGGAUAGUGAUCAGUGAGAAAAUAGAUAGCCGAUAAAAUGGUACUCCGCUGUCGUGCCACAGGAAAUGUUGGCAGAGUCUAGCUGUGCUCCGUAGUCAGGCAUGAGUCAUAAGAUGGUCCCGUUUACACUUGCAAUUUUGCUGCGAUUUCUAGUGCGAUUUUCUCCUUCUGAUGCAUGUGAACGAGUAGAUGAGUAGAUGUUCUGAGAACAAGUACCCUCCAGUGAACUCUAUGGUACCCUCAUCUGAACAUUGAUAAUUUAUCCACUCUUUCACAUCCAUCAGAAGAAGCAAAUCGCACUUAAAACCGCAACAAAAUUUGCAAGUGUAAACGGGCCUUAAAGGGCACCUUGGGCAACCAUCUGAUGACUCAUGGCUGACUACGGAGCACAGCUAGACUCUACCAAAAUUUCUUUCCUUUCCUUUCCGGAGUACCAUUUUAUCACUAUCUAUUUUGUAGAAAGCCUUCGACUGAGUCAGAUUGAGCUGCGUCCUUCGCAAUUGAGCUUAGCUCUCAGAUGCAGCCACAUGCACUUGCUAUUGAUGUUUUAUCGCAGCACUCGUGAUAUUCUAAGAAAUUACCAAAUUGCACAGUGACUAUAUCCUAGGCCUAGCGAUGGCGUAUUAGGGUGAAUCCUUAGUUAUAAAUGAACCUUAAAUCUCCACGUCGUCUUCAUUUAUUAUCUAGAUAAAACGACUGCAUUCAGGACAUCCAAGAGAUGAUAUGGCGGCAGACAGACAAAGUUUACUAUUUGAUGAACCAAAGCCCCAGAAACGCGGUGCAAAUCGACUGUCAGUGCAGAUACCUGCGCCGGGUGAAAGUCGUGCUUCUGUAAGCAGUCCAACGAGACGAAAUGCUAAGACAAUCAACAGAAGAUCAACUUGGUUUGGAAAGGCGUUUGAUGCAAUUGGAAAUGAUGGAGUAAUUGAUAGACUGCUGUUUAUUAAAGCAACCCAUGAUAUUGAGGUAAAGACUUUACUUUUAUUUUAGAACCAAGAGAUGAAGAUGUGUAUAGUUCCAGGGUCAAACUCGAAAGGACUUUGAAGUGAUAGUCAAAAACCCUGCAGAAACUGUGAAAAUUUAGUCGCCUCUGCAAACAUCUCUAUAAGGGUCAAUGCAAUGAGAUUGUGAUUCCUGGAAAAUUUUCCCAGGAUCCCGCAAAGCAGAGUCUCUGCCACUCACGCAUGUAGAGGUAUUGUUUAAAUUAAAUGCAAAAUAUUUCCAGGCAAGGAUCAAUACAUCCAAGUGCCCAACGCAAGAAUAGCGCAUUUGCAGGUGCAACAUUGAGCAUAAGUCAUUCAAUUAGACAUUUGUCAUUAUUGUCAAAACAUUUCUUCUUAAAAGGUCUGCAGAGUGAAUGACAUAAAGUUAUUGGCAAUUUCAAUGCCAUAUAGAAGUCAAUGCCAUAUAGAAGUGCGAUUUAGCAUUUGUUAAACAAACAAUUUCUUCAUAGAGAAGAUGUCUUGUAGCAUGUAAACUACUAUAGCGAGACGAUUGGGAAAACGUCCACCCUGACACUGUCAACAACAAUUUCAUUUUUGUCAAAACUUGUGACAUUUGUCAUCACGUUUCUUACCUCGCGUCUAAUAUUGAUCAUUCUUUUAUUCCAGGACUUCGUUCAAAAUUUGUUCGAACUUUUUGACACAGAAAAUCGUGGUUAUAUAAGUAUCCAGGAAUUAAUUGGAGGACUUCGACUACUUAUGCGGUAAGAAAAUUUAAAUUUUGUCAUGAUCAUGCUUUACCGAUUGAGCUCUGCUGAAGGUCACUGGCUGAGGUCAACGAUAGGUCUUGCGCAGGACCGUACGCAGGAUUUUUUCCACCAGGGGGGCAAUAAGGCCUAUAUGCCGAAAACAGUCCCAAAUAUCCAAAAAAUAAUUAAUAAUGACAUUCUAAAAAUGGUAAAUAUAGUUUUCUCUGGGGGGGGGGGGCAGUUGCCCCCUUGCUGUGUACGGCCCUGGUCUUGCGCACGUACUGUUAAUUUGUUGAGUUCAUUUAACUCUCGCAGAAUUGAAUUAUUAAUUUGUACCAAAUUCAAUUCAAACGUGCUGAGUCAUACUAUAGUUAAGACUGUAGGUUCAAAAAACAUCUGGAAAUUAGCAGUGUAUCAAUUGAAACUACCCAAGCCUGCCAAAUGUAUUGGUCAUUUGGAGAUUAAAUGCAAAUUGUAAAGUGAAUGCGCGCAAAGCAUUACCCUGAGACUCAUUCUUUAAUAAUGUGGCUGGAACCAAGGGUUAAAAAUGGAAGGAGAACCUAAAAAUUAGCAGUCUGGCCAUAUUUGGACAAAUGAAGUAUGAAUACUAAUCGUUCAAAUAUUGGGUCAUAAUUAUUAAAAUCUAUCGUUUUGAGGGAUACACGAUACCAAAAUCUCCAAACUCAUGUAGUGAUUCUCAGAAUUUUUGAAACCUCAGUAUUCGUGUUGUACUUAUUUUAGCAGCUAUUUUUGAGGGGUUCUUCCCAGUGAUCAACGUUCGCUAACAACGUUCGUGCAGCAGAGUGUGGCCAACAUAUCGAUGGUGAUGAUGAUGAUAAACUUUAUUUAACCACGCUAACAUUGUCAGCUAUUAAAAGCUGGUUUCCACAAUGGGCGUGGAAAACAAGAAAUUAUUACAAGUUUAAAAAAAGUAAAGAAUGAGCAUGCAAAUAUAAAAUUCUAAAUAGAUACAUCAUUUACAGAAAUUAUGUGUUUUAAGAGCGAUGGGUAGCGAUUUUCCUUUCAAAACUUGAUAGCAUUCUGCUUUCUCUUACAUAUUUAUUUUUUUUCUGAUAAAGAGUUCCCUAUGGAGGCACCAUUAUCACUAUCAGCGUAUAAAAAUCUUUUAGUUGUAUCUCACUGUAUAUUGGUGAAUUAUUUGACGGUCGAAACAAAGAAGUUAGAGUGAAAGUAGUUUAAUUCUUGUUCAUAUCAGUGCAAACAUUUUAGAGGUUGCCAGAGCACCAUCUGCUAUACCCUCCUGUAGACCUCUGCCACAGAAUAAGAAGCUAUAGCAGAAGCGUAACUCUAGUCGGUUCCCUUAUUGUUUUACGUCCACGAAAAUUUUAACUUGCUCACGCCAUCCUGGCUAAUACAACCGGAAGUUUUUAUCAGGUUUUGGUAGGUACAAAGUGCCGGUUGUACUAGCCAGGAUGGCGUGAUUGAUGACGAAUCGCUUGUAAAAACGCGGACAAAUACUUGCUUGAGUGAGACUUCUGGUAUGCCUUCCUAUUCUGUGCCUCUGCCAAGGACGCACAUUAGUGACAUUAAGCAUGUAGGACGGGAACGCAACGGCGACGUCAAAUAAACUCGUUGAACCAAAUGAUUGCAGAAGAAAACUUGUCAUGUAUUAUCCAUCGUAUAAAAAUAAUACAGUUUAAAGAUCAAGAUUUAACACAGGAUUUAUGAUUGAGAAAGUUCUAAGACCCAAUUUAAAAUAGCAGCUGUCCCAGCUUGAAAUGUAAGCGUUGACAGGAAAUGAAAUUUGCGUUGCAUGAAAUGUAAACGUUGACUUUAAUAGGGGCGGACCAUUAGAAAAGUGAUGUGGGGCAAAAGCAAAAAUAAAAAUCGAGCAGGAGAAACAGAAAAAAAAUUCGUGCACCAGAAAAGUAUAAGAAAAAAAUUCGUGCAGAGACUUUUCAAUAGGGAAAAUUAUAAGUUGACAGGGCCUAUCAGAGGUACAGUGUAAGGGUGGCCCCCAAAUUUGGAAAAUAAAAGAAAAAUAAUUUGGUACGUUUUCUGAUAUAAGUAUUGGUGUGAGAAAAAAUUUUCUAAACCUAAAUGUAGCAGAUAUUGGUCCCCGCUCGCCAACAAUUUUUGGGAAAAAAUAAAAUUCGGGCAAGAGAUUAUUAAAAAAAAAUAAUCGACACAAGCAAAAAAUUUUGAAAAAAUAAUCGUACACGUUGGAAAUGGACUCCCCCCCCCCCCAUCACUUUUCCAAUGGUCCGUCCCUUAGGUCAGGAGGCAGAUCAUUAAUGAGGUAUGGACUAAUAGCGGCUGCUCAAGCGCCAUUUGUAAGCUCAAAAUCUACCUCGGUCUGCUUGACGUCAGUCCGGUUCUAUCUAUCUAUUCACAAUGUAACCAGUCACUGAAAAGCCCUGAUACGGAGUGUGCUGUGAAUUAUCUGUAUCUGUAUACAAGACGUGAUAAUCUGUAUUUUGCCGUUGUAAAACAGAGCUACGGCGACGUCUAAAACGUCCGUGAGAUUUUAAUUAUUAUUUCUGCUCAUUUUCUUGCAUUAAUAUGAUAUUAUUAGCUGUUCUCGUUGCACUUUUGUUCUGCUGUGUUGAAGUUCUUAAUAACGGUGGUUUUUCAUAAUUAUAAAAGUGUAAAAUUUAAGGCGGUUUCUUGACACUAGGGGGGGAACUGUUUCCUCUCAGUUCGAAAAAACAAAAGGACGGGGGUGUUUUCUUUCAGUUGUUUCAAAAGUCAGUUCCCAUUUUCCGUCUAGUCCACACGUCACAAAUACCUGUUGUAGAGAACAAUUAGAAAGUCGGUCCCAGAUCGUCCCAACCCCAUCAGUAAUUUGUUGAAUGUGUACUCCUGCCCUCUGCAAUAUAUCAAAGCAGCUGAUAAACUAGCGCAGGUUGGCAUUCCAGGGCUUUCUGCCUUUAAAUACUUACAUGCAGUGCAUGUUCACCAGCAUGCAAAAUAAACAGCACAAAAAAAAUUGUUUCCUUCAGAGAAAGCGGCAAGGCAAAUGGCGAGAAGACCCUCCAAUGGUUUACAAAUUAUUUCACGAAGAAUUAUUGCUGUGAAACAUGUGAAAUACGAUUAAGAGAUUUUAAACAGGCAUUUGAGAAUAAAACGGUAAGCCAGAACUUUUUGAGUAUUCAACUGUACAAACAGGGACGCCGGAACUGGGGGGGCAGGAGGGGCAGCUGCCCCUCUUGCCUUUUGCUAAGGGAGGCAAGGGGGGCAGAAGUGCCCUUUUAGUUGUAAAUACUACCUGAUAAAUCACAUUUCCAGUGAUGCUUUUUCGGGCAAAAUCAUGAGAUUCAGGUAAUUUAUAGGCCCAGAGAAAGUUAAUUUACAAAAAUAAGUGUGAAUUUGGAAAAGAAUGAGGUUAAUUUACAAAAAUUUUAGAAAAUUUUUGGAUUUUAGAAAAAAAUUUUGGAUAAAUGGAGAAAAUUGCUGAUGUCCGGAAAAGUUUUUUUACGUCACGAAUAAUUUUGGUAUGUCCGGAAAAAAUUUUUGACCCCUAAAAUGGUACACUGACCGAAAUUUUUUUGGCUCCACUAUACCGCGUUUGAUAAAUCCGGUUAACUAAUUGGUGCGUAUACUAAGUCAUUGAGAGGUAGUGGAAAUCAACUCUGAACCUCUCUAAUCAUGCCGCAAAAAAGUUCACGUCCAGGACAGUACGUGCGGAAGGGUCUUAAUGUAUACAUCAAAUUGUUUUGUGUAUAUAUUGAUAGUUAAAGGAUUAGUGUCACACCGGCAAUUCGCAGACUCAAACUCCUGCUGGCGGCCAUUUUUCGGGACGAAUAGAUUAGAUGAUCUGGAAAGUUUUUACAAUCCGUCACAUAUUUAAACCAUCCUUUUAUAAUCCUUGCUCUUUUUGUCUGAUUUUUGUCAGAAAUGUACCAAACAAGGUAUUUUUAUUGCUAUUUGUGGUAUUUGAGUAAAAUGUAAACAAUACUACAAAAGCCCGCAAUGCAUGACCCUGACACUAAUCCUUUAAUACAGUACAUUUUAAGAAUUCAAAUGGCGUUUUAAAAACUAAAUAAAACUAUUUAUUCUCAAGCCAUAUUGUGUUUCUAAAAAACAUCCUUUUUCCAGUUGGAAGUUAAAGAAUUUGCGGAAUUUUCAGUUUAGUCAUUUUGUCUACUCUUUUAACACGCCCUGUAGUAUUGCAGUUACUUUAUUGUAUAGUAUGGUUUCCAGUGCAUUUUGAAAUUGAUCAAACACGAGUGUCUGACUGAGUAGUUCCAAGUCUAAACAACUAAAUGAAGGCUAGCAAACGCCACUAUAUAGUCUUGGAAAAACUCACACGCUUACCACACUUUCCUGCCUAUCUCAAUUACAUUCUUACCUAAUUUUGGUCUACUUUUCAGUUCACAGAGAAAUUGUUUGGCCUUCUUGAUCGUAACUCUGAUGGAGUGAUCGAUAUCAAUGAAUUCAUUGGAAGUCUUGAUCGACUGGAAUGGUAUUAUAAAUAAUUAUAUAUGUUUAUAGUAUUAGUAUGAUACACGAUCUCCAGUAGUAUUAAAACUGAUCCUACACGUUCAUAUCUUUAGUGCAACAACCGAUUUAAAAUGGUUUGAAUGGAUUGAAGAGCAUUUUAAUGUCGCUUCACUGCAAGGUCGCAAGAUAACCUUUGAACAAUUUAAAGAAACUUUACAACUCGAACAGGUAUCAAAUAGCUAUAUAUAUUGCCUUUGGUAUGAGGAGAACUAAAAACUCCACACGCUUGUAGCGUUAGUAUUUUCCAUUAUGUGUGUUUAAAAAUAUUAGAGGGGUUAACAUCAACGGUUAUCGCAGACCGCUAACAGGAAACUUCAAAUCGCAUUUGAAAGUAGGUUUUCGAAGGUUUCGACAAGUUUCCUAACUUCGAACAGCUAACAUCAUCUCAACAUAUACGGCAUAAACUUUGCCUUUUCCAGUUUAUAUAGCGAUCUGCGGUAAACUCAGUCUUAAUCUAUCUAUUAUUUGAAUGACACGUAAUUAUUGGUACUGCUAAUAAAGCUAGUGUUCAUAAUUAUAUCGGUCCUCCAUGCCUUUCCUGUAUUCUGCAUUGACCCAUGUUAGCCCAUAUAAGCUAAUCCAUGCACUCAUUGGAUUUCGGAUUCAUGCACUCCUUGGAUUCCAGAUUACACUUCUUGGAUUCCGGAUUCCGCUCCUUGGAUUCCGGAUUCCGCUCCUUGGAUUCCGGAUUCCACGACUUGGAUUCCAGAUUCCAGAUCGGUUGUGGAUUCUGGAUUCCAGAAACUUGGCCCAGGAUAAGGAUUCCGGAUUCCUCCGUCUCCGAUGUUUGGAUUUUGGAUCCGCUGUCUGGAUUCCGGAUUGCAAAGCUAUUAAAAGUCGGAUUCUGGAUUCCUGGAUUACCUUACAUGGGACGAUCUGCAUAAGGUUGAAUCAUAUACCAUGCUACAUGCUUUGAUUAUGCAAUUGCACUUUGGCAACUCGUUAUUCAGUAAAUGUAAUAAAAAGAGAAUUGACAUGAGUAUAUGAUGUCCUUGUUUCAUGACUGCAUGACAGAUUUUGAGAUUCUAAAACGAUAUAUGAACUUGUAUUUAUCAUUUAUCAGUAAUUAUAGAGAAAUACUUUUCUCCUCAACAAACUUAAUUUUCAGUGUAAGUUUAAUUAAUUACUAUUUUAACUUCAACCAAUCUAGUCAUAUAGAACUAUGAGAGAUAAAUACUGAACUACUAUUAAAGGAAUACCGAAUGGUUUUCCGUGCAGGAUUGCGUGAUCCAUGCACGUGGGAUGUUUCGAGACUUUCGGAAAGCGUAAAAAAGCUCAAGUCGCCAGGCGAAAAAAACAUUCGGUAAUUGUUUUGUAAAAUAACUACAGUGAAACAAUGAUCAAGUUAAUUCACUCUCUGUAGUUAUUGUAAACCUUUGUUCACUGUUUUGGUGAAUUUGCCGCUCGUUUAAUAUACUUUUAUUGUUUAUUUCACGCAUUGAAAUGUUUUCGUUGUACGACAUUUUGAAAACCCCGCGGAAGACAUUUAAAUUUUCCGCGCAGCUAGGAUUGUCUCAUUUUGCACUUCCGUGCAGGUAUAUAAAGACAAUUAUAGGCUACUGAUCAGAAUUUUAAUUUCUAUUUAAUUGCACUGAAUUUUAACCAUGUGCAGGCAUUGUAGUUCCUCUUCGAUAAAUGUUUAAUUCUAUUCCUUUCAUCGUUGCAGGUAUUUUUCGCUAAAAGAUUUUUUACGCUAUUUGAUAAAAAUGGAGAUGGUAAAAUCGAUAUGAAGGAGCUUAUUGAAGGUUUGGAACUCUUGAAGAAUGGAACAGUUGCAGAUAAACUUACAUUUUUAUUCCGCGUCUACGACUUGGAUGGUAAAUAUGUUAUGUCAAAUUAUCUGAUAGAUUAUUAAAGGUUACCCUCUAUACAACUUUUCGAAAAUGAUGAAAAAGUACAAAUUGAAUAAUUUAAGUGUGGACAUAUCCAUUUGUUCCAAUAUAUGAUGGACAAUGACUGAAAUAAGAAAAUUCGAACAUUCGACGCUGAAUUUCAAAUUAAAAUUCCCUAACAAUUUUCAUAUCUUCAUUUAUUUACUAGUAAUAGACAAUUAAUCUGUAAUAAGAAUGAGCAAUAUUUGUUGAAAAAUUUACAGUUGUCGUCUGUUGCUACUAACAAUGUUUAUUUCAAUAAGAAAAUGGAUCAUCCAGUUAUACUAAGCGAAACUGAAACGUCAUGAUUGAUUUCGCAACCUUAAAAUUGCUUUCCAGCCGUACGGGACAUUUAAUGGAAACUCGGAAACGCCCAAGUUCCGCCGUCUCAUUAAGAUUUGAAAUUUUCGGUGCGGGUAUUCAACGCGAUUGAUAUAGGAGGCAACUCUUCAUGUAAACCAUUUACCUGAAGAGUUUGUGUAUUUAUAUCAUGUAUAUAAAUAGAAAAAUCCAUUACAUAACCCUGGAAAGCAGCUCUUAAGUGAGAGCUUUUUUGUGCAAAACUGCAUGUCUGUGUCUGCAUGAUAAUCUUAAAUGACUUAAAAGUAAAUACGUACAUUAUUUUGUUUUAAAUACUAAUGAUAAUAAACUACUAAAUGUACAUCUAACUUUAUUAUUUAGGAAAUGGUUAUCUAAAUCGCGAAGAAAUGAAAACAAUACUUCUCUCAGGUCUUGAGGAAAGUAAACUGAGAUUGAAUGAUCAACAAGUAGACGAACUAAUGGAAGUAUUUUUCGAAGAAAUAAAUUCAAAACAUGAAGGUCUCAUUGGGCUAGAAGAAUUUAAAGACUUUCUUUUAAAAUAUCCUGGAGUAGCUGAGAAUUUAUCUGUCAGGUAAAACUAUGCAAAAAAGUCCUUGGUACGGCUGUUGUACAAUUGAUACAUUUAUCAGUACCGCAAAUUAAAAAUUAACUCUUUUACGAUUUCAACUCAACAUGCAGCAUUACAGAACUGCUACUGCGUCACUCCCAAUCAUUUAUACAGUAAAUUCCAAGAAAUUAAAAAUGUUUUUAAUCGAAAUAAUUUAUUUUGAAAAAAUGCUAACAAUCUCCUAAAUAAACGUAAUUUAUUCAUAACCAGUCAUAGCAAGUGCGUUCUUAUAAGUUCUACUUACAUUGGAAAAGAUAAAAAAUAUAGAUUUUAAUUAUGAAAAUCAAGAUUAAGAUAUCACAAUUUACAUUUUAAAAAUCUGAAUUUACGAAAAUAUUACCGAAACAUGUAACAAAUUACGGUACAUUAAUUCGAAAGUUACUGUACAAUGGUAAUUCUGGAAAUUUUUUAACUUCUUGUGUGAUUUACGUAAACUUCGUUAAUCCUAUAAGAAGAAAAUCCAACUGCGAUUUGAAGAUAACUGGUGCGCAUGACGACAAAUUUACAUAAGUUCGUAGCAACGUACUUGCUACGAAGAACUCUUGUUGGAAAUUCGUCUUGUUGGAACAAGUUGUAGCAAGCCUGCAUGUUACCGUCAUCAAUCCUGUAACAAGGUGAUAACAACUUCUACACUGGGACUAAGCAGUGCGAUCACAUUCUGAUAUUGGCUUGACAACAACUUUGUUACAACAUGUUUGCAGAUCUGUAAAGAUGAAUUAAUAGGAGCAACAAAAUUGCUGCAACCUGCAACAAAACCUGAUUUCCAUGCAUGUUAAAUAGAAUUGUUCACAGAUAAGUGACCAAAUAUAAGAAAACCUUUGUUAAUAAUUAACAAGCAUCGGAAUCAAUAUGUUGCAAGUUGUAGCAAUUUUAUUGCUCGUAUUAAGUUCUAAUCGAUCCCUGCAUGGUGCUUAUAGAACUAUAAUGAAACAGUUUAUUAUACUUUAUUACCUCAACUCGGGUUCUCUCCAUGGUACUCUUAGACAUUUAAAGACGUUACUUCAAAAUUACUUUAGAUAUAGAAUGAGCCAAUGUAUAAAGAGUUAAUCUUAUGCAGGUAAAUUCAAUUUGGCGAAAAGCGGACCAGUAUGCUCAUAUAAAAAUUUGGCAGUAGUAAUGCUUUACGCCUUAAAGGAAAUCACUGGGCGUUAAUGAGCAAAAUCAAGACAACCUGGCAAUUAUUUGUUAAUUUUCUUAAUUUAGUGUUGGCCAAUUGCUACAACCACCAGCAGCAAAACGAAAGAAUCCACUAUCUCAUUUCAUUCCAAAACGUUUACGUUGGGAGUACAUUCAUCAGAAUCCAUCCAAAGUGGCAGCUGUUACAUUCUAUUUCUUGUUGAAUGCUGCGUUAUUUAUCUGGGUUGCUUUUCAAAGAAGAAAGGAAGGUGCCUGGAUUAUUAUUGCUCGGACACACGGAAUGUGUUUAAACUUCAAUAGCGUAUUUAUUUUAGUGUUAAUGUUAAAGAGUUCUCUCACAUGGUUACGUUCGACAUGGAUUGGAAAGUAUCUUCCUAUCGAUCAACAUAUUCAAUAUCAUAAAGCUGUUGCUGUGAUUAUUUUUAUUUUAUCCAUUCUCCACGGUGUCGGACAUCUUGGGAGACACGGUAAGUUGUAACGUUUAGGAAUAUCUUAUUGGGAUGCAUGACAUCCAGAAUUUGGGUGUUUUCGCCACCACCACACCACAUAUAUAGGUACUUGAGUUGAAAGUCAAAGAUUUUGUUGGGCUACUCAUCCCCAAACUUACCCCUGUCCCGAAAACAAUUCGGUACGCCAGAGUGGUAUAUUAAAAAUACAGUAUUGACAUCGAAAAGUAAUUUUUGAGUUCCUUGCUCGUAGUUAGAUAUUGAUGUAUUCAUCUAACUAUAUUUUCUUGUGGAAUACACCUUUAAUGCUUUGUUCUCAAAUCUCGAAUAACCCUCUCCAGUUUGCAUUGCCUUAUUGAGUAUUUUCAAGUGUAUCUAAACGAAAGAAGCAACAAAUUUCUUAUUAAUUAUUGUUCUUUACCACGUCCGCAUAUUUCCUCUUACAGCGACAAUGGAUCGAGACACCCAAAAUUCGACAAAUUAUAAAUUUUGGGAAUAUAUGUUCACGUUGAGAACUCCUGAAGGUUGGGUUGGUGGUUCGGCUGGAAUUACUGGAAUUUUACUUUUCAUUAUUCUUGGAAUUAUAUUUCUAUUAUCUCAACCAUUUGUCAGAGAGAAGGGUUAUUUCGAGGUAUGUUGAUCGACUUGCAAGUUAAAUAUUUUAUACAUUUUACCUGUCGUGUAUUAUAUUACGGUGGCAUAGUAGAUAGUGCAUAAAUCUUCCACCUCUGUGAUCGACGAUUGUCAAAAUAUGCAGUAUCGUGGUUGAAAAAUUCAGUCCAAUUAAUGUCCAGUGCAAAAACACCCAAAGAAUUCUUUGCUCACUUACCUUAAAAAUGCAACUAUUUCUUUCAGUUGUUUUACUUUUCACAUCAUUUAUACGUUGUAUGGUGGGCGUUAUUAAUUAUUCAUGCUCCAAACUUUUGGAAAUGGUUUUUUGGUCCAGCAGUUAUUUACCUAUGUGAAAGAUUAUGGAGUUUAAGAAUUGUGAACAGAGCUCGUUAUGGAAAGACAUUUAUACAAGAAGGAAUUACAUAUCCUUCGAAGGUAACACAUGUUUUAGUAAAGUUUCUAUCUUACGAAUAGAUCAUUUGCUAUAUGCAAAUCUUUGUACCUUGUCUCUUCCUUGGUAUCAAAAAAUCAUUCAUUACUCGACCAAACUUUUACCUUAGUUGCGUUGCUGCGAAGUAAAAUCUUUUUGCCCCGAUGAAAAAAUUUACUAUCCCUAGGAAAAAAUUACUCAGUACUCAAAGCGUAGCCGUGCAUGUUAAUUAAGCCAGGUAUCAAUUCCCUGUUGGGAUAUUCAAAUGUUUUUGAGCAAGUGUAUCACUUCAUUAAUUCUGAACAUCAUGAGUUAUUUAUUUUCAUCGAAUACAAUAACAGACAAUAUUUAAGAAUUUAAGAAUUGAAACCAAAUAUAUUAAAUAUUGGCUACACAAGUUGAUUGUUUGUAUUAAUUUUAGGGUUUCUCAAACAUAUAGUUCGACUUGCUCGUGUGAUUUUGUUAGUACGUUUAGUGCAUUUUAAUUUUCCCAUAUUUUUACCAUUUUUUUACAACCCAUGUAGGUGACCCACUUGGUAAUCAAAAGGCCUCCAAACUUUCACUACAAACCUGGCGACUAUGUACUGGUUAAUAUUCCCAAGAUUGCAAAGUACGAAUGGCAUCCGUUUACGAUCAGUAGUUCACCAGAACAAUCCAGUAACAUUUGGCUUCAUAUUCGCGCGGUUGGAACAUGGACUAAGAAAUUAUAUGAUCAGUUCGAAGAGGAAGAAAAAGAAGAAUGUAAGAGAAGAUCAUUAAAAAGGACAGCAAUAAGAAGACAGAAGACAUUCAAAGCAAGAGAAUGUGAAAGGUAAAAAUGGUGAAAAGCAAGACGCAUUAUAUUAAUUUCAGUGUCGGUGAUAAAAAUGAUCUUCCUGGGAACUUGUUUACCCUGUUUUAUGGUACAAACUUUCCUGUAAUCAGUCUGUAAAUUACCACAGCUUUUCGUUACCUCACGACAGAACAAUGAAUGUAUAUUUGUAGUGUAGUCUUGAUUUAUAUUGUUAUAAUAACUUGUUCAACGGUCAUUUUACCUUAGAUUAUGUAACCUGAUUUGAUUUCAUUCGCAAAGCAUCAGAUCAUUUCAAGUUUCAAAUCAUAUGUAUAAUGUACUCAUCUGAUUAAUCAACAGCAAUUUAGAGCACUAAAGUUUUACCUAAAUAUUUCUGCAGAAGUAGUGAAAGUUCAAAAAAUCUGCGAUCCAAGUUCCCGGGCUUAAAGUUACUUUUUUCCUCCCGUGACUAGAUCAUGAAUGCAAGAUAAGAGAUGUUGCAACUUAAUUACGCGGUUAUCACAUCUAACUAUCUAUAAAAUUUGUGGACAUGUUUAUUGACUGAUCUAUAUAGAGAUGAUGAACUAUCAAUUCGUGAACAAAGAGCCAGAAGUAUCCGACGUAAAAGACUAGGAAUAAUUGAUGAAAAUGAUGAUGAUGAUGAAAAUAAUGAAUUACGUGAAGUUGUAUUUGAAGCUAAAGCUGGUUCAUUGAGCAGAAGUGUAAGGAAGAAAAUUAAUAAAAAAGAAGAAGUAGAAUUGGUCAACUUUUCCAAUGAAAAACGGGAUAGUGUGACAAGUGAAAGCAAGUUGCUGGUAAGAAUCUUCACUCUACAAACA
Molecule: messenger RNA, 13228 nt
Organism: Paramuricea clavata
Lineage: Eukaryota; Metazoa; Cnidaria; Anthozoa; Malacalcyonacea; Plexauridae
Source: the annotation of a GenBank genome assembly